Molecule: messenger RNA, 1461 nt
Organism: Sclerotinia borealis F-4128
Lineage: Eukaryota; Fungi; Ascomycota; Leotiomycetes; Helotiales; Sclerotiniaceae
Source: the annotation of a GenBank genome assembly
AUGGCGCCUUCCACCCUUAGACCUCCCGCAGCUGGUAGACCAGUUAUUCGCAGACUUUCAAGUAUGACUACCAACGCAAGAGAAGUUACUGCUGGGGGACCAGUCAUUGUUGUUCCUGAAAGAUCGAUAAGAGAACCUUUAUCUCGAGGAACUUCGUACCAAGGAGGAAACUUUGCGGCUUCAUUGGAGAAUGCCAGAAAGGAACUCGAUUCCCUCAAUCUUGAGGAGGAACAAUCUUCGUCAAGUUCCCCAGAUUGCCCCGCAUCUCCACUCACCCCAGCCGAUGUUCCUACCGCCGAUUCUUUUGCAUUUGCCUUCGAUAUCGAUGGUGUCCUCAUUCGUGGUGGUAGACCGAUUCCAGAAGCUCUCGAGGCUAUGAGAAUGUUGAAUGGAGAGAAUGAAUAUGGAAUGAGAGUCCCAUAUAUCUUCUUAACAAACGGUGGUGGAAAGACUGAAGCAGAACGUUGUAUAGACCUUUCAGGACAGCUUGACAUUGAAGUGUCACCUUCACAAUUCAUUUGUGGUCACACACCCAUGAGAGAAAUGGUCGAAAAAUACGAAACUGUUCUCGUCAUCGGAGGUGAAGGUGAAAAAUGCAGACAAGUCGCUGAAAUAUAUGGAUUUGCGGACGUGAUAACGCCCGGUGACAUCAUAAAAGACAACGAGCAUACCACCCCCUUCCGCACGCUUACCAAGGAAGAAAUGAAAAACUCUCGUGGUGGCCGUGAUUACAGUAAGAUCAAAAUCGAAGCUAUAUUUGUCUUUGCCGACAGCCGUGAUUGGGCCUCCGAUGUUCAAAUCAUGCUCGACCUCGCCAUGUCCAAGGGUGGAUACAUUGGUACUCUUUCUGAAACCUUUGAUGAGGGUCCACCUAUCUACUUCUCCCAUAAUGAUAUCGUCUGGUCUGCUGCUCACGAUAAUGUACGUCUCGGCAUGGGUGCUUUACGAAAAAUCACCGAAAUGCUCUUCAAAGAUCUCACCAAAGGCAAAGAACUCGAAACCAUUGCUUUCGGAAAGCCCCAAAUUGGAACCUUUGAAUUUGCAACCAGAUUAUUGCAACAGUGGCGCAAAGAUGAACAUUGCUGCAAUCGUCCCCCCGAGACUGUCUACUUCGUCGGCGAUACCCCCGAGUCUGACAUCAGGGGUACCAAUCAAUUUAACGAAAAAGCUAAGAAUGAAUGGUAUUCGAUCCUGGUACGAACUGGAGUCUACCAAGAAGGGACCGAACCGGCAUACAAACCCAAGGUCACCGUGGAUACCGUGUUGGAUGCGGUUAAACACGGAAUGAAGAGAGAAUUCAGCAAGAAAUUGAAGGAGAAUAUUCCAAAAGGGUUGGCACUCAAUAGCUUGGGUGGGUUGAGUCUGAAUGGGAAACCAAUGAUUGGAGGCAGACAGCCAAAGAUUUUUGAAUUGCCUAGCCAAGUUGUCAGUGAGUCAGUCACUCCUGAAGCUACCGAUUGA